UUAUUAUUUGCCUGCUUUUGUCCUGUUGUGCUCUAAAUGCACAGUUAUACAUCUGUUGUAACAGUUUGUGCUGAAAAAUCUUGUAUUGAUUUUCAUUGUUGUUUAAUAAAAACAUUUUAAAAAAAGACGUUUCUGUAUCUUCAGAAUAUCCGAUUCCCUCCGCGGACCCUGACCGUUGCAUAGCGUUCGUUGUCACGGUGACAGAUAAACUUUCAGACAGCGAAGGGAAGCAGGUACCGACGGAUUAACGGGCAAUUUAACGGACUUCAUAUCGAUUUAGAAGCCUUGCAAUAACCGACUUUGUGAGCGCCGCCCAGAAGAUUCACCUCAACGCUGAAGAGUUACAUUUCCGGCCCGGGAAAACACCGGUCGCUCGGUUUGAGAUCCGGACUAGCUAUCAGACGGGGGGCUAAUUGGCAUAAGCAUGUGUGACAGCAGAACGGUUCCGGACGGUAAAGUGUACCGGCAGUUGUUUGAUGCUCAGGUUCAGCUGUCCAGGUCUCUGCUGACUGGGCGCACAGACACAAGGACAAACUGUCUGUCGGCAGAGGACAGCAACACACACUGCAGUGCAGCCAGCAGCAGGGGGCACCCGCUGGAUGCUGAUGCUUAUGAUGUCCUCAGACUUCCUGACACUGUGGUGGUCAAUCGUCCGUGCUCUGACAUCAUCGAACGUCUGACAGAGAAAAAAGGCAAAAAACAUAAAGAAACUCUGAAACAGCUGGAUACAGAACUGACAGAACUUGCUCAGGUGUGUGAGGCUCAGGUGAGGACCAUCAAUCAGGAGCUGUUGUCCUCUCUGACGGAGGUGGACCUCAGAUUGGACAUCCUGAAAGACAGAAUGGAGCAGCUGGGUCAUGUCAGUUUGCAGGAGGUGCGCGGUCUGUGGGAGCAGGUGGAGGAGGAGGUGAAACUGAAGAAGAUCAGGAUCCUGGAGCUGAACAACAAACUGACUGAGUCUGAGAGUCAGCGCACGGACAAGAUCAGAGCUGUGCUCAGGAAGUACUGUCACCUGCUGGAAGAGAUCAGCUUUCUGCUUCCAGCUGAUGUCCACCGACGGAUCCACACCGAGGCCACGAUGCUGAAUCAGUCUCUGCUGGCAAACCGUCGCAGCACGGGUCGACUGCUGCUGCUGCUCCAGGAGGACAACCUGCACCAGGAGUCACUUCUCCGUCUGCGCUGGGAGGACUGUCUGAGCCGCUGGAGAGCAAGCAGAGUCAAAGAGGUCAUAGACCGCUUCAGGAGUGUCUGCAGCAGUGAUGGGCGGCAACAGCAGAUCUCAGUUCAGAAGAAACAGACUCAGAGAAAUUUGACUGAACAGCGUCGGGAUCUUGUCUAUAAAACGUGCUCCCUGGUCCCGCCCACCUGCUCUACUGCUUUGGUCUCUGAUUGGUUCAACCAGCUGGCAGCUGUCAAUCAACAGAUCGACAGCCUUCAUGCUGACUUCCUCCAUCAGCUCCGUUGUUGCUGUGAACAGACUUGGCAGGAUCGAUUGGCAGAGCUGGAGUGCUGUAAGGAGGCACUCUCUGCUCUACAGCUGUCAGAGGAGGAGGUGAACAAUGUCGUUAGCUCUGAGUUCCUCACUUUGAUUGGACGAAUCCAGAAUCAGGAUGAAGAGCGAUUGGCUGCUUUAGAUGUGUGCUGUGACUCUGGGGCUCAUCAUGCUCUCAGUCUCAGCAGGUGUGUGUUUAUUGUGAUGCGAGGAGCAGCAUUACUAUGGGAGACACACAUACGCAGGUUAGAGAAGAGAGAAGAAGAACUACAACAACAGCUGGAUGGUCUCCGAUGCUCACAGCAACAAAACAUACAGAAGAAGAAGAAGAGUCUGGACGAGCUGCUGGGUGGACUCCGCCAGGAGAGUAGUGAGGAGGCUCUGAAGACCUCCCUGAACAAAACUGUUUGCUACCUGCAGGAAAUCAAACACAGCUGCAGACAGUGUGUCUCUGAUCAGUGUGAGGUGUUGGAUCGUCUCCCAUCUCUCUUUCUGGAGGAGCUCAACUCCUACAGCAGCAGCCUGAGCUCCUUCUACCACCUGGACCACGCCUACACACCGCAGGAGCUGAAUAUUGAAUGUUCAAUAACACAAACACACACAGCGGGCAGGACCAUGGACGCAGACUCUGCCCAGCCCUCACAUGAUUGGCUAACUGAGGCAGCGUCCUCUCUGCUGGAGCUCUAUGACACAAGCAGCUGUGUCAUGUUUACAUCAUCAAAGGGCGUGGCCUACACGGGCCCUGCCUUCAGAUGUCUCGGCCCUGACCUGUCAGAUGACCUGCAGCAGGAAACAAAUCUGAGUCCGUUUCCUGUGGAGCUGAUCACACAUGCACUGACCAGGACUCGGACUCUGUUUUUGGACCACCUGGAGCAGCACUUCCAUGACAUCCUCAGCUCAGCUGUUGCCAUGGUUGCAGACAGGAAGGAAGCAGUGUCCUCAGAGCAGGAGCUCCAGUUGCAGCAGCUGGACCCCCAACACAUCCAGACCCACAUAUGCCAGCCCCGCCUGUCCGAGCUGCAGUUGCACAGGCAGCAGAUGGAUGUUUACUGUGAGGAGGUGCUGGAUGUGCUGACCUCCUGCAGGAUGGCGCUGCAAGAGCUGCAGACCUCCAUCAGCAGGAGGAACCAGGAGUUCACUGUCACUCUCUCCAACAUGGAGGAUGAUGUCCUGACAGCCAACAGCAGCCAACGUCUGGAGGCUGUCAGCACCACCAUCCAGGAUUGUUUGGAUCAACAUAUCAAAGACACCCAGUGCUGUCAGACCACCUUCAGACAGACUGCUCAGAGCAGACUGGAGGGGGUCAGAAAGACAACAACUGAACUCCUCAGCUCCUUCAGGUUGUUUAGUGAAGGAGGGGACUUUGCUCCUCAGGAGCUGAAGACGUUUCAGAGGACACUGAAGGAGAAAACCAAAGAGAUCAGUGAGACUGAGGAGUCCAUCUGCUUGGAGCUGGAGGCGUUUGAGUCCAGGAGUUUACAGGAGGUGAAGGAGGUGUCAGAUCGUCUGCAGGAGAAACUCUCUUUCAUCAGGUCCGAAGUGAAAUUCACAGAGAAGAUCCAGAAAAUGAUCAGCAGCACUCAGGUUCACAUCAAGGCCGAGGCAGCCAGCAGUAACCAGCAGCAGUUGGUGAUCGACAGCAGGUUGGAGGAUCUGAGGAGGAUGAUGAAGAACACACAGGUGUCUCCAGAUCAGUUUUUUUCUUUCCUGUCAUCCAUCAGUGAAGAACUCGGGAUACGCUGUCAGUACCUGGACUUUAAGUUGGAAGUUCUCAGUCCGUCAGCUUGUCCUAAACCCACGAAGCAGGUCAGGUGUGCCCCACCUCCUGGUCUGCUGCAGCCCAGCAGGACAGGUGUGGACCUCCUCAAUGACCCUGUCGUGGGUGUCAUCAAGUCCCUGAACAGGGUCUGUCAGAUCCAGGAUGUUGCUGCAGAGAGAGAGGACAGAGGAAGAACAGCUGCUGGUCAGAGUCCUGUCCAGCGUCUUCAGCAGAAAUCUGCCGACUCUGUCAGUGCAGUGAGUGUGAGGAGGGGUGGCAGGUCCAUCAGGACUGACAAAAGGUUCCAGAUCUUUGGACACAAACCAGAAGUGAGCAAACACUCCUUCAGCUGCACCGUGAACUCUGUGCUGUGGAAAGCCAACAACGUCCUCCUGCUGGUCGGCGAGGACUUUUACUGCAGUGAACAUCUCGGUAGGUUCCAGCUGGUCCCUGACACUCUGGACCAGUGGGCUGAGAGCAUGCAGCAAAGGCUGCUGGGAUACCAGGAGCAGGCCAGGAGGUUUCUGUGCACGAGCAGAGAGGAGUUGGUGAGCCAGCUGUCUGUGCUGGAGGAACUGCUGAUGUCAUUACCUUCAAUUUUGAUCGGUAAGCAUGAGCGACAACAGGGGGAGGAGUUAAGAGAAGCUGUGGGCAGAGUCCAAAAAAAGCUGGAGGAGACACUGGCAGCCAGUGAGAAGGAGAAGAGUAUGAACACCCAUCAGCUGCGAGCAUCUCUCACUGAGGACGAGCUGCAGAUGUUGAACAGCCGAGAGGAGCUCCGACAGCAGCAGCUGCACACUGCCAUCUGUUUCUCACACCUGGAACUUCAGGAUAGUGUGCGAGUCAGGGGGGCAGAGUUUGUGACAUCACUGGCGUCCCUGACAGAGAAGCUGCUUCAUCACCUGGACAACCUGCUCACAACUGCAGAAAAGUAUGAAGAAGAUAGUGCCGUUACCAUGGACACAGGAGCUGAACCAAGACCCUGCAUGGAAAACAGGAUUUGGUCUGGUAUACCGUACCUGUCGCCGCCCAUUGUCAACACUGCUGACCCACCAUCCCCUGUUACCAUGGCAACAACAGCAUCUGUCACCACAGCCAGGUGCACCCCAGGACAUCUGGCUGUGAUCGAGCAGAGAGAUGCUGCUGUGAAGAGGUUCGAGCAGCUGUUCAGGGCGGAGUUGUCACGUUCAGAGGCCGACAAACGAAGACAACUGAGUGAAGUGCAGAGCUGGAACUCACACUGGAGACAACAGAUACACACCCUGAAAUACACACACCAACUCUAGCACACUGACAUUUGCUUGAAAGGAACUGAUUGAUGUACAUUGUUAUGUCAUGAGCUGUAGUGAUGCCUGCUAAUAAACCACAGAUGAAGCAUACUGUCGGGCUUUGUGUGUAGUUCCAUUCAUCCAGCAGCAGGUGGAGUAACAAACACAGGACAUGGAAACACUGACCCCCUCAGACCUCACAAGAAGCUGUUCUCUGCACAUCUUCCAACUACAUGCAGCUGGGUCAUGUACUCAGAUCCAGGACAGCAAACAUCU
This is a messenger RNA of Monopterus albus (swamp eel), 4795 nucleotides long. RefSeq names its product coiled-coil domain containing 180 (gene ccdc180). The record is from RefSeq and is a predicted model, not a curated record. The transcript is spliced from 36 exons. The coding region runs from base 425 to 4537 and encodes 1370 amino acids. Lineage: Eukaryota; Metazoa; Chordata; Actinopteri; Synbranchiformes; Synbranchidae.